This is a messenger RNA of Arachis duranensis, 474 nucleotides long. RefSeq lists its product as uncharacterized. NCBI's taxonomy places the organism in Eukaryota, Viridiplantae, Streptophyta, Magnoliopsida, Fabales, Fabaceae. The record is from RefSeq and is a predicted model, not a curated record. The coding region runs from base 1 to 474 and encodes 157 amino acids. The transcript has 2 exons.
AUGGCAUACUCAGAAGAUGCAUAUCAGAGGAAGAAGGAAGGGAAGUCUUAUGGGACUGCCAUGGCUCCACUUAUGGAGGACAUUUUGCAGGAGAAAGAACAGCAGCUAAGGACAGCCUUAAAAACACUAAUUGGAAUGUCUCCUUACCAACUAGUAUAUGGAAAAGCUUGCCAUUUGCCACUGGAGUUAGAGCACAAAGCAUUUUGGGCCUUGAAACUCUUGAACUUGGACAGCAAAGCUGUUGGAGAAAGAAGGAUGUUGCAAAUUCAAGAGUUGGAAGAAUUCAGAGCUGAAGCUUAUGAGAAUGCCAAAAUUUACAAAGAAAGAGCAAAGAAGAAGCAUGACAGCAACAUAGCCCCAAGGAAAUUUGAAGAGGGACAAAAAGUAUUGCUCUACAAUUCUAGGCUGAAGCUAUUUCCAGGGAAGCUAAAAUCAAGGUGGUCUGGACCAUUCCUUGUCACCAAGGUCUCCUAA